GAAAACAAAUAAAAAAAGAAAAAAAAAUAAGACAGAACUCGUCAUCUUUUCUCCCCCACGACAAACUUCAUCCAUAAUCCAUAGCCAUCUCCAUCUCCAUCUUUUUCCUCCAUCUCAAUCGUUCGUCCAGAAACUCAACCUCCAUCACUUUUAUCUUCUUCGACAACUACUCUACCAUUGAUUGUCUUCAUCUCUGUUUUUCUCCACACCUCCAUCGAUUUCGUCUCUGUCAUCAGUGAGGAAGAACUCAAUUUCACCUCACUCCUCCACCAUAAAUCGAGUUCCUUGAAUCUGUAUGGCUUCUUCUUCGGGUGAACGAAAGUAUCCUCCUCGUUUGUAUGAUGUUGGAAAAACCCCAAUUCAGGGUAGGAGCAUGAACCAUAGUUGUUUCAUGGCCAACAUUCAAGCGGUGCUAGAAGAUCUUGGGGAUGACGUUGCGUCUGACUUGAGGGAGUCAGCUGUUGGAGUGAUUUUGAAGCUCAAAGAGUUGAAGUACACUUGGUCUGCUUCUUGCGUUCACCAUUUUCUCGCCAAUCAAUUGGCCAUUGAGAGCAAUCAUGAGAUGUGGUCCUUGAUAGACUCUAUGCCACUGCGGUUCUCUCUUUAUGAGUUUGAGGAGAUUACGGGACUAAACUGUGAUCCUUUCGACAAGGAUGAGAUUUGGGAUGUGGAGCAUGAGAGUUUUUGGCUGAAGAUGAAUGUCCCGACUUCACAAGGACCUACAUUGAAAGAGCUCCAAGACAUUCUUCCUAUUUGCAGAAAUUGGCCUCGGGAGGAGCGAGUGAUGAUAGAGGAAAUCCGACGGCAUUCGAAGAGUAUUGGAUGAAGAUAAAGGAGAGGUGUGUUGUGGUGAUACCAGGAUGGGAACUGAUGAGCUACUUUAGCGAUACGACGAACGUGUGUUGGUUCCUGCAGCAAGAUCUUGCUGAGGCGAUCAAGGCGUUGCACCGUGAGAUCGGCAAUGCAGCGACUGAAGAACGCUACAUCGUGGUGGGUACGGGCUCUUCACAGCUUUGUCAAGCCGCUUGGUUUGCACUUUCUUCUCUCUCUGAGGCGAAGCCUCUCAGCAUUGUCGCCGCGGUUCCUUACUACUCCACAUACGAGGAGCAGGCAUCGUAUGUUCAGUCGCAGCUGUACAAGUGGGAAGGAGAGGCAAGAACGUUCAACAAACCCGGACCGUACAUCGAGAUGGUGACAUCACCGAACAAUCCUGAUGGGACCAUCAGAGAGCCGGUGGUGAACCGGGGUGGGAAAGUGAUAUACGACCUUGCGUAUUACUGGCCACACUACACUCCCAUCACUCGCCGUCAAGACCAAGACCUUAUGCUCUUCACCUUCUCUAAGAUCGCCGGUCACGCUGGGUCCCGCAUCGGGUGGGCGUUAGUGAAGGAUAUAGAGGUGGCCAAGAAGAUGGUGCAAUACAUAACCAUCAACUCCAUUGGUGUGUCAAAGGAGUCACAGAUUCGAGCCACCACGAUCCUCAACGAACUCACCAAAACUUGUCGCAUCAAAUCGGAGAGCUUCUUCGAGUAUGGUUACGAGAAGAUAAAAUCAAGGUGGGAGAGACUACGCUGGGUCGUAGAUAAGACCGGUGACACAUUCACUCUACCUAAUUACCCUCAAGCCUUUUGCAACUUCUUUGGCAAAAACAACUCCACUUUUCCUGCGUUUGCAUGGCUGGGGUGUAAAGAAGAGAACGAUCUGGAAAGACUCUUGAAAGAAAAGAAGGUUUUGACAAGAGGGGGAGACCGAUGUGGCAGUGAUAAGAAGUACGUGCGCGUCAACAUGAUUGGCCCCAACGAAGACUUUGAAGAGUUUCUUCACAGACUUCUCACCAUCAGGAAUCCUAACUGCUUUGAACCUUAAGUUUUUUAUUUUUCAUAUGAUAUUUCAAUAAUGGUUUUUUUUCCGUAAUGUUAAGCAUUUCCUUUCUUCUCAAUUUAUCUUAUAAUAAAUAUAAACGUUCUCUCUUAUUUCCAUACAUUAUGUUGUAUCCAGAAAAUUUAAUUAUA
Raphanus sativus (radish) is the source of this 2012-nucleotide messenger RNA. RefSeq names its product tryptophan aminotransferase-related protein 1-like. The transcript is spliced from 6 exons. Gene Ontology annotation, biological process: amino acid metabolic process. Gene Ontology annotation, molecular function: transaminase activity; carbon-sulfur lyase activity. The record is from RefSeq and is a predicted model, not a curated record. The coding region runs from base 823 to 1866 and encodes 347 amino acids. NCBI's taxonomy places the organism in Eukaryota, Viridiplantae, Streptophyta, Magnoliopsida, Brassicales, Brassicaceae.